AUGUCUCAGGUCACAUCUGAGGAGAUCCACAGCCUUCGGUCUAACCAGGAGGAAAGGGACACAAGAAUCGUCAUCUACUGUAACCACGCUGCUGAGUUGGGGUUCACUUCGACAGUUGUCUGCACACCGGACAGUGAUGUUUUGUUCAUCUUACUGUACCAUGCGCAUAACAUCAAGUUAACGGUGUACAUUGACAUCGGUACUGGGAUGGGCAGACCACUGGUGAAUGUGACUCAGCUGGCAAACGAUCUUGGCUCUGAAUACUGCGAGACCUUACUUGGGUACUAUGUCUGCAGUGGUGAAGAUUGCACCAGUGCCUUCAAGGGCAAGGGUAAAGUUGGACCCCUGAAGAAGCUGCAAAAGAACCCCAAGUACCAAGCUGCGUUCAGGUGACAUGGCUCUCUUUCAUAAUUUCACUUCCUUGACUCGAAUGACACUUGAAAGUAAACAGUGUUUUCCUAUUUCAGGGAACUUGGUGUAGAAUGGUGCCUCUCAAGCAGCUGCAAGGAGGACCUGGAACAUUUCACAUGCCUCAUGUAUGGUCAUGGUCGGGAGAAGAAAGUAGAUGCAGUGUGUGUAAAGAUGAUUCGCAAGAUGGUCAGAGACGAUGAGUCCCUCUCGGCCAAGUCUAAGGUGGACCUUGGACGUCUCCCACCACCACAGUGCAGUCUCUCCACCCAUCUUGAUCGCUGCAACCACAGAGUGGCAUGUUAUAAGCGCGCAGCUGCACCUGUUUUUGAGCGACCGAAACCAUAUGACCCAGAUCAG
Xyrichtys novacula (pearly razorfish) is the source of this 768-nucleotide messenger RNA. NCBI's taxonomy places the organism in Eukaryota, Metazoa, Chordata, Actinopteri, Labriformes, Labridae. The record is from the annotation of a GenBank genome assembly.